AUGGCACCUAACAUCACCACCGUCACUGUGAAUGGCACCACUGAGCAGCCCAAAGGUCGCAGUGGACUUGCCUUUGUGACCUUCCUUGCAGGGAACGGUGAUUACAUUAAGGGUGUUGUGGGUUUGGCCAAAGGUUUGAGAAAGGUCAAAAGCAUGUACCCUUUGGUGGUUGCUGUGUUGGCCGAUGUUCCCCAAGAACACCGUGACAUUCUGAAAUCGCAAGGUUGCACUGUCAGGGAGAUUGAACCUGUGUACCCGCCCGAGAAUCAGACAGAGUUCGCCAUGGCUUAUUAUGUCAUCAAUUACUCCAAAUUACGUAUUUGGGAGUUUGUGGAGUACACCAAGAUGAUAUAUCUGGAUGGUGACAUCCAGGUUUUUGGAAACAUUGAUCACUUGUUUGAUCUUCCUGAUAACUAUUUCUAUGCUGUCAUGGAUUGUUUCUGCGAGAAGACUUGGAGCCACAGCCCUCAGUACCAGAUUGGUUACUGCCAACAGUGCCCUAAUAAGGUUGAAUGGCCCUCUCACUUGGGUUCCAAACCUCCUCUAUAUUUCAACGCUGGCAUGUUCGUGUAUGAGCCUAAUCUUGACACUUACCGUGAUCUUCUUCAAACAGUUCAAAUCACCAAGCCCACUUCUUUUGCUGAGCAGGACUUUCUGAACAUGUACUUCAAGGACAAGUACAAACCUAUACCAAACUUGUACAAUCUUGUACUGGCCAUGCUGUGGCGUCACCCCGAGAAUGUUGAACUUCACAAAGUUCAAGUGGUUCAUUACUGUGCUGAUGGGUCUAAGCCUUGGAGAUUCACUGGGAAGGAGAAGAACAUGGAGAGAGAAGAUAUCAAGAUGCUUGUGAAGAAGUGGUGGGAGAUAUAUGAAGAUGAGACUCUUGACUAUGAUCACAACAACCCUGUGAAACGUUUCACUUCAGCACUAUUGGAGGCUGGUGGAGCUCCACUUGUGUCAGCAUCUACUGCUGCAUAA
Molecule: messenger RNA, 981 nt
Organism: Sphenostylis stenocarpa
Lineage: Eukaryota; Viridiplantae; Streptophyta; Magnoliopsida; Fabales; Fabaceae
Source: the annotation of a GenBank genome assembly